UGAUUAAGCAAUUAUCCGUCCGACGAAGCAAUCAUACGCGUCUCUUGGGUUUCAUGAAGAAAAGUUACUCAGUUAAGAAGACAUGAUGCGAGAGACAGAGCACAUUGGCUCUGUUUGCGCUUGUUAAUCAGUUCAAUUGAAUAACGUAUUAAUACAUCGGGGUAAAGGGUUAACCGCAAUGUCCACGCCGGACACGAUGGAUACUAUCGAUGAAGCGGAGCAGGCGUGGCACGAGAUGCUGGAGUGUGAGACUGGGUCUCUGUUGGUCCGAGUCGCGGACCUCGAGAGACAAUCCUUGGCACAGAGAGACGAGAUAGUUUGCCUUCGCGCUACUCUAGCGGAUGCGUUAAGGCGAAUUGCCCAGCUAGAAGGACGCGAGAAAAGAGAGGAUGAAAGAAACGAAAGGAGGAAUGAACGAUUAGUAUCCUCGCCCUUAAGAAAUGGACAUGUAUCGCUUAGAAGUAAUCAGAAUUCGACACCUGCGAAAGAUAUACGUUUGCGACAAACUGGCAGCUCUUGUCUAAGAAAUUCGUCUUCGUCAGGAUCUUCUCAGGAUGUCCGAGAUUCGAUUUCAAGUCCACGGAGACCAGUCAGUUACACACAUUCCUCACAACUUCCUCAAAGAAGGUCAGUUCAUUAUCAAUCAACGGGUUCGUUACACUCGGACAGUCCCAGUAGUAGUAGUGUUUCCCCGGUGCCAUCGCCAAGUCCUAGAGCCACGCCACUGCCAGUAGCCAGAUCACCGACAGCAAGAUCAAACGGACCACCACAAAGCAGCUUAAGAAGGGCAAAACGAUGGUCAUCAACAGGAGACUUUACACAUUCCCCGCAAAAUCAGGGAAACAAUUCGCAACUUGUCAGUAACAGAUUCUCAGCCUCCACCAAGUCUCUGUUCAACCUCUUCAAGCCACCAGCGUUGAACAACGUAAAACACGGUACCAGAGACAUGCAGUAUAACGAGGAGGAAAACACCGUCCGCAUGUACCUGAGGGGCCGACUUGUCGUUCUUUACGUUCCAACACCUUUGAUGGAGUCGUACGACCUUCACAAAGUCAACACACCGCCCCAGAACAAACUGAAACUCGACUGGGUGUACGGUUACCGAGGUAGAGAUUGUCGAAGUAAUCUACAUUUGCUGCCAACCGGGGAAAUCGUUUAUUUCGUUGCGGCCGUAGUCGUCUUGUACAACAUGGAGGAGCAUAACCAAAGGCAUUAUUUGGGUCAUACGGACGAUAUCAAAUGCAUAGCCAUUCACCCAAACAAACUGAUAGUCGCCACUGGUCAAGUGUGUGGAACUGACAGACGAGAUGCCAUGCCUCAUAUAAGGAUAUGGAAUUCAGUGAGUUUGACGACUCUUUGCGUAAUUGGUAACGGUGAGUUUGAUGGCUCGAUUUGUUGUCUCUCGUUCUCGAAAGCUGACGGGGGAAAUUACUUAUGUGCUAUUGACGAGACUUCUGAUCACAACAUUUCGAUCUGGGAUUGGCAGAAAGGGGAACGGGGCACGAAGGUUACAGAAACAAAGUGCUCAGUGGACACGGUGGUAUGCGUCGAGUGGCAUCCGCUGGAACGGAACCAAAUUGUCUCCUGCGGAAAGGGACAUGUGUCUUUUUGGUUUCUUGAUAACGGUGGUAUGCUGUACAAACGGAUGGGCAUUUUCGAGAGCAGGGAAAAACCAAGAUACGUUACCUGUGUGGCAUUUAAUCAAAGCGGUGAUGUUCUUACUGGUGAUAGCAACGGUAAUAUCAUCGUUUGGGGCAGAGGAACAAACACAAUUUCUAAAAUAGUAAGGAAUAUUCACGAAGGAUCUAUAUUCUCGAUUUGCGUUUUGAAAGAUGGUUUUAUCGUUACCGGUGGUGGGAAAGAUGGUAAAAUACUAUAUUUUGAUGAAUCAUUAAACCUAACAGGAGAAGAAGCACAAAUUGAGGAUCAUUUUGGUGGUAUCCGAACGGUAGCUGAAGGAAGAGGUUCACAAUUAUUAAUCGGAACAACACGGAAUUGCAUUUUAGUCGGUGAUGUGGGAAUGGGAUUUAACCCAGCGAUGUUGGGACACGCUGAAGAAGUUUGGGGACUUGCUGCUCAUCCGAUAUUACCGCAAUUUGCAACGGCAGGCCACGACAGGUUGUUGCAAAUGUGGGAUAGUCUCAGUCACACUGUGGUUUGGAGUAAAGACAUUGGGGAACAAGCGCAGAGUAUUGGUUUCUCACCAGAUGGUAAUGUUAUGGUAGUUGGAUGCACUUCCGGAAAAUGGUUAGCAAUCGACAGUGAGACCCGAGAAUUAUAUACUCAUCAUACCGAUGGAUCAGAACCUAUACAGGUUGUUAGAUUUUCACCAGAUGGAACGCUAUUAGCAUUGGGUUCUAGAGAUAACUAUAUUUAUAUUUAUCAAGUAAACGAAGAUGCAGUCAAAUAUAGUCGUGUUGGACGAUGUAUGCCAAAGCGGAUACGCAGACGUGGUGGACAUUCCAGUUUUAUAACUCAUUUGGAUUGGUCAAUGGACGGACAAUAUUUACGUAGCAAUAGCGGAGAUUAUGAGUUACUAUAUUGGAAUCCCGGAAUUUGCCGUCAAAUCCCACAACCAUCAAUGAUGAAGGACAUGGAGUGGGCAAGUCAUAGCUGUAUAAUAUCCUUCGAAACAAUUGGAAUAUGGCCGGAAGGUGCCGAAGGUACAGACGUAAAUAAUUGUACUCGUAGCAGUGAUUCGAAAUUGCUCGCAACUGGAGAUGAUUUCGGAAAAGUCAAAUUGUUUUCUUAUCCUGCUUGUCAACCAAAGUCGUUAUGUCACACGUACGGUGGCCAUUCAAGUCAUGUUACGAACGUAUCGUUUCUUCAAGACGAUACGCGAUUAAUUUCUACUGGUGGAAGUGACACGAGUGUUCUUCAAUGGAUUGUAAAUUACUAACUCUACUUACUAUUAAUUGGGAUGGACAAGGAACAGAGAGUAAAAAUAAAGGAAACGUUAAUUGUCCGAGGAAAUGAUAGGAAGUGCGCAACAACUAUUGUAGUUACAAGAUGAAGAAAAGAAAGAAACGAACAACACUGUGAUUCAGUGUAGAAACGAGAAGUUUUAAUUCUAAAUGAUAGAGAGACGAGCAAGAAAAUAUUGAAUUCAAUUAAGGGGAUAUUAGUCAAUUUUAUUGUACUAUUUAAGUGUCCUUUACAAAUUAAUGACUGAGAGCCAUAACGCUAAUUUCUAUGGAUGAUUUUGAUUCAUAAUUGUGCGCUAUGAAAACAAAACAACAUGAAAACUUUAGUGAGAGCUUAUCAGUUAAUGUGGCGAACAAUAUUGACUGUAUUUCACCAAUUAGUAAUAAUGUAACAAAGUGUCUUUUUCACCUAUAACUAUUUUUUGAAUGUCGGAAUUCUGACUUUAUAAAUCUACAAAUUGUAUGUGAGUGUUCUUCGUCUAGUAAUCACUGACGAAACGCACCGUGCUCUUUUCCAUGUAAACCAGUUUAGUAAAUUGCACAGUUCGUUGAUAAAUAUAUGUACUUUCGUAUAGUUAGCACCGAUAAAAUUAAAUUGAAUGAUUUUCAACUGAUCGAAAACAUAAUUAUUCCAAUUGCUAGUGUCUAUAAAAAGUUAGGAUUAUCAUUAUUUUCUAGCCUGUGCAACUAUAUAAGUUUUGUUUUUUAAUUAUUACUUUUUACGAUACCAGUUACUCAAAAAUAUAUUUCCUUUCACGAAUAGAUUGUAAUCAAUUUUAAUUACAAACUUAUUUUGUACUGAUAGAAACUCUCGAAGUAAUUUCAAGGUAUAAAAGC
Molecule: messenger RNA, 3761 nt
Organism: Frieseomelitta varia
Lineage: Eukaryota; Metazoa; Arthropoda; Insecta; Hymenoptera; Apidae
Product: echinoderm microtubule-associated protein-like 2
Exons: 18
Coding region: 179-2899 (906 amino acids)
Biological process (GO): microtubule cytoskeleton organization
Cellular component (GO): mitotic spindle
Molecular function (GO): microtubule binding
Source: RefSeq, a predicted model, not a curated record